AUGGCUGAAUAUUGCCAGAAUUGUCGACAGCCGAUUGACGUUGACCCGUCGCUAGCACUGCUCAACCCAGCUUCAUUUGAUUUGCUAGUUGGCACUGCAGGCAAAUCUCAUUCGAACAGCUCGACUACGACCAUCUCGCGCCUGAACUACCCACAGGAGCGCAAAGAUCUCUACGACCGGGUUUCUGCUCAGCCAAAUUCUCCCAUUCACAAACGCUCCAUCCCCGCCCCUCAGGAUGGAGUGCGACUUCGAAAUGGUGGCUACUCCAAGGGCAACACUGACAUGUCGUUCAUCGAGAUCACCCAGUCGCAAGUUGCUCUAACAGAUAGGGAUCACCGUGAUCAAGCGAAACGAAAGACUAGAGAUCAGCGCAAUGGAGUUGGCGAAGGUCACGAGGAUCACAGGGAGGCCGAUAAGAUGUCUACAAAGAAAAAUCAAGUCGAAGACCUCUUCGCUAUCCUGUCCUCCCAUUCGGACAUUGACCAUCCAAUGUGCCAGGAGUGCACUUCAAUAAUGUUGACCCACUAUGCAACGCGGCUAGGCAGCGCCAACAGAGAAAGAGAUGCUUAUGCUGGCUUCCUCAAGUCCAUUCAACAGACUGUCUUCCCAGAGGAGCAGAAACAGUCAGAUGCGAAAAAGGCGGGCACAUCACUAUACGAGCAGCUUGAACAAACAGAGCUCGAACUCAAGAAACUGGAGGCAGAGAUAGCAGAUCUAGAAGACCAGAUACAACAAGAAGAGUCGGAGGAACAGACAUACUGGGCGUCACGCAACCUCACGGAUGACACCCUAUAUCAAACAACGACUCACCUGACCUUUCUCAGAGAGAAACAGGCUCAUGAUUUCCAGCACCUCGAGCGGUUGCAGCGUACAAACGUCUACAACGACACCUUUUGCAUCGGCCAUGACGGCUAUUUUGGUACCAUUAACGGUCUGCGCCUUGGUCGACUGCCAAGUCAAAGUGUUGACUGGUCCGAGAUCAAUGCAGCAUGGGGUCAGACCCUGUUGCUCUUGGCCACUGUCGCAGAACGACUCGGAUUCACAUUUCAAGGCUAUCGUUUACGUCCCCAAGGCAGCACUUCCCGCAUAGAAAAGUUGGAAUAUCCUCAACUGUCUCCAGAUGUUCAGAGGCAGACCACAGGCCGGGAUCGUGGACUGCACUCAGCCUCAGCAAAUCCUGAACCCAAAGUAACGCCCUUGGACCUGUUCAGCAGCGGUGACUUGGCUAUUGGGCGUCUUCUCAAUCAUCGUCGGUUCGACAGCGGCAUGGUGGCGUUCCUCGACUGCUUAGGACAGCUUGGGAAAUAUGUUGAAAAGGCAUCCACUACUGAUGUCAACAACACGAAAACUUCCACGAGAACAGCGGUCAUUCGCGCCCCGUCAACAAAAAGAGUCCUCCCAUACGCGAUAGAAGGUGAUAAGAUUGGCGGUAUCUCCAUCAAGCUUGGUGUUGGCUUUCAUCAGGACGAAAACUUCACCAAGGCUUGCAAAUAUGCCUUGACUUGUUGCAAGUUCCUGCUGGCGCAUGUCAGUAACCUUGAAAGCCAGAAGGAAGCUUGA
Cladophialophora yegresii CBS 114405 is the source of this 1560-nucleotide messenger RNA. RefSeq lists its product as uncharacterized. Gene Ontology annotation, biological process: autophagosome assembly; cellular response to nitrogen starvation; late endosome to vacuole transport. Bases 1 to 1560 code for a protein of 519 amino acids. The record is from RefSeq and is a predicted model, not a curated record. Gene Ontology annotation, cellular component: phosphatidylinositol 3-kinase complex, class III, type II; phagophore assembly site; phosphatidylinositol 3-kinase complex, class III, type I. The transcript has a single exon. NCBI's taxonomy places the organism in Eukaryota, Fungi, Ascomycota, Eurotiomycetes, Chaetothyriales, Herpotrichiellaceae.